Molecule: messenger RNA, 410 nt
Organism: Saprolegnia parasitica CBS 223.65
Lineage: Eukaryota; Oomycota; Saprolegniomycetes; Saprolegniales; Saprolegniaceae
Exons: 3
Coding region: 15-407 (130 amino acids)
Biological process (GO): transcription initiation at RNA polymerase II promoter
Cellular component (GO): transcription factor TFIID complex; nucleus; SAGA complex
Molecular function (GO): RNA polymerase II general transcription initiation factor activity; promoter-specific chromatin binding; protein heterodimerization activity
Source: RefSeq, a predicted model, not a curated record
UUACAAACCGCGAAAUGGACAUGGACGCCGGCCAGAUGAACGAGUUCCUCGAGGCCAUGACCCGCUUCAACCCGGCGAUCCCAGACGACGUCGUGGCCCACUACCUCCAUUCGGCUGGCUUCGCGUCCGAGGACCCGCGCAUCGUACGCAUGGUGGCGCUUGUGGCGCAGAAAUUUGUGCUCGACGUCGCACAUGACGCCAAGCUCUACCAGCAACACCGGCUGAACGCGCAAGGCGGCGCGCCCAAUGACCGCGCGACGCUGACCAUGGAAGACCUCUCGGCAAGCCUGCGCGACUACGGCGUCAAUCUGAGCAAGCCCGAAUACUUGUGCGAUAGCGAGACGACGCUGGUAGAGACCGGCGCGGUGGCGCCGAGCGGCCCCGCGACCAAGGCGUCGAAGAAGUAACUC